UCGAAGCACUUGGGAGGUAGAGGCAGAUGGAUUUCUGUGAGGCCAGCCAGGGGUACAUGGUAAAACUCUAUCUCAAACACAAACUGAGAGAGGUUGGCCAAGUUGCCUCUCCUGAUUAAUUCUGGGAGAACUGGAAACCAGGGGGCUUAAGGCAGCCCAGCACUUGAGUUCAAUCUGCAUGACAAGGCUUGUUUUUUUUAUUUUUCACCUCCUUUGAAAACAAGAGCUACAGAUUUACAGUUCUGCAGGGGAGCCUGCUUCACAGGCCAGCAUGCUCAAGGUUAUGUAAAUCAUAACAAUGUCUGUCUUCAGAAAAACAGUCGAGGUAUAGGAACAUCACCCUAUUCUGUAGAAGCUGAAGAAGGUCCCAGGCGUUCUUGUGUUCCUUCCCACAUUUGUUUACAUUCCAAAUUCCCUUUUUGAGAAAUAUUAACAUGGGAUGUUCCCAUGUUCAUGUCAAAUUCAUUAUAUCCUCACCACUCCCCAAAACAGUCUGGAUGCCAGCACUAUAGAGUUGGGACAACAGAUCUGUUCUGGGUUCUAGACAGCUAACAUCUCAUUUUAUAUUAGAGACUGAAUGUAAGUGAGUUCUCCAGGGUUCCCUUCGUAGGGGCACUAAUCUGUGAGGCUCUGCUUCAUUACCUCAAAGGCCCAGCCUUCAAAUAUAACCCUAGUGGAUGUUUUAAAAAUGAUAAUAGGGGUGUGGGUUGCCACACAGUCUAUUACAGGCAGUUAAGGCUAAGACUAUAAUGCAGAAAAAUUGCACUCAUUUAAGCUUUAGUCCAGACAUCGACUUGAUCGUUCAUUGGCUGCCAGGUAAAACUAAUGAUUCUUCCAGAACCAAAUGACAGUACUAAACCUGUAUUCAAAGAAGCUUAGUUACUCGUUAUUCUUGGUCAUGCCCCAUCAGAACAAAUGCAGUUAGCUCUGUUCUUCGUACUUCAUCAGUAAAGUCACCUGCAGAAAACACAGAUCGCUCUGGUUUAGGGAAGCUUGUGCUUUGUGGCCUUUAUCUCACUUUCGUGACACAAUGUGUCAUCCAGUACACAGAAGAGUUGAUCUGCGUUUCUUUGGGGGCUUUAAUCGCCACUCAUGGUCCCAGGGAUUUACUUCAUCUCAGCUCUGACCUGGGACCCCCACUCCUUUUGAGUUAGCACGCCUGGCUUUUGUCCGGCCCUGGCCCCUCCUGGUGUCACCAAGGUUUGUUGGCAUUCCAAUCCACCGCAUGACACUGAGAUCAGCAGCCGUUUCUUCGAGGAGCUAGUGCGCAGGCGCACGUGGAAAUGGGAUGAAGAUGCGCCUGUGAAUGAGUUACUACUUGAACACCGGGUGGAAAGAGGGCUCUCGAGGCUGAGGUAGGCCGAGCCAUGCAGAGCGCAGGCGCGCGGACACCUUAGUGAGACGUGGUUCCGCAGGCCGUGUGGCACUAUCCCGGGAAGACAAAGAGGCUGCCAAGCUUGGGCUGUCAGUGUUCACGCACCACCGCGUGGACAGCGAAGGCCCAAGCACCACCCCAUCUGCUGCCAGGAAGAAGCCUCGUGCUGAGGACAAGGCCGAACUGGAUACAGAGAGUCACAAGAAAAGCAAGAAAGAAAAGAAGAAAAAGAGGAAGAAACACAAGAAACACAAGAAGAAGAAAGACAAAGAACACAAGAGGGAGACUGACAGCUGCCCAUCCUCUCCCUCUCCUCGGCCCAGACACCAGAGACAUGAUUCUGACUUCUCCCCCUGCUGUAAGAGGAAGCGGGGACAUAGCCAGGACAAUGGAAGGAGUCCACCCCGAAGACGACAAGACAGAGGCUCUGAUGACUGAGAAUGUGGCUAAACCAAAGGACACCAGAGCCUUGGUUGCCCUGAGCUGGGACCUUGCCCACCACCAAGCUUUGUGGGGUCUAUAAAGAGUAGUCACUGGAUGCCAAUUGGCUACCAGCCCCUUCCCUACUUGCCCAGACUAACCAUCCCAUCCCUAUCUGGGAUAAGGCAGGUGGCUGCUCUCUGGUAGGAUUCUGAACCAAGCUUGUUGGACCUUGGAGUCUAUCUUGCCAUUUGGAGGCAACUGAUGUGGCAACCACCCCAUGUUGCUGAGGAGUGGGGUCCUGGGUGACCACAGCCUGGUGACUGUGUGAGGGUAGUAACUUGCCUUGCCCCCAUUCCAAGGAAGAUACAGUUGCCUAGGAGACUAAGGCCAGAUUCCUGUUUCUGCUGCCACAGUUCAGGCCCUUGAGAUUUAGGUGUGUGUGUGUGUAUGUGUGUGUGUGUGUGUGUGUGUGUGUGUAUCUGGUUACUUCUACUUUUUGUAUCAACCCACUUUGUACAUAAGUAAAUGUAUUUUAAAAGUA
Messenger RNA from Cricetulus griseus (Chinese hamster), 2339 nucleotides. Lineage: Eukaryota; Metazoa; Chordata; Mammalia; Rodentia; Cricetidae. The record is from RefSeq and is a predicted model, not a curated record.